AUGGGAGACCCCUUCCACCGCUCCCUGCUGCGCACCCCGCGUGGCCGGUUCCGCGUCUCGCUGCCCCCGGGGGGUGAGUUCCUGCUGGGGACCCCGGAGCCCCUGAGUCGGCCGGGCGCCGCUGGCCAAAGCUUCUGCAUCCCUAUCACCGAGAUGGUCGGGGUGCAGCUGGGCGGGUCUGGCUCGUCCCUCACAGUGGAGGGAAACCAAUUCACAGUUUUCUUCGUGCAGCGGGAGAAGCGACAGCGCUGGAGCCUGGGCUCCCUGGAGUUCACUGUGACCCCCGGCUCGGGGCUGGCCCCACGCUGGGUAGAUGCCCUGCAGCGGAGCAUCCAGCUGCAUGGUGUGACACGCCCCAGGAAGCUGCUGGUCUUCGUGAACCCUGUGGGGGGGCGGUGCCGCGCAGGUGAGAUUUACCGGGACCGGGUGGCCGGGCUCUUUGCCCUGGCGGGGAUCCAGACGGAGGUCAUAGAGACCCAGCGACCCCACGAGGCCCGAGAGCUCAUCCUGCAGCGAGACCUGGGCGACCUGGAUGGGCUGGUUUGCGUCGGGGGUGACGGGACAUUUAACGAGCUGAUGCACGCACUCAUCUCCCGGACGCAGAGGAAGGCUGGGAUUCCCGAGGACAACCCCACGGCCCCGCUCCUGCCCCCCAGGCUCCGCAUCGGCAUCAUCCCUGCAGGCUCCACGGACUGCAUCUGCUUCGCCACGGUGGGGACCAACGACCCCGUCACCUCCGCCCUGCACAUCAUCAUCGGGGACAGCCAGGCCCUGGACGUGUGCAGUGUCCACCACCACGAGCGGCUGCUGCGGUAUGCGGUCUCGCUGGUGGGCUACGGCUUCUAUGGGGACGUGGUGAGCGACAGUGAGCGGCACCGCUGGAUGGGCCCGAUGCGCUACGACUUCUCAGGGUUCAAGGCCGUGCUAUGUAACCGCAGCUACGAGGGCACUGUGGAGUUCCUGACGGUGGGGGGCACUGAGGCCAAUCCCCGGGACCGGACGCGCUGCAGGGCAGGCUGCCUUGUCUGCUCCGAGUCUAGUCACCAGCUCCUGGGGGGCAGCGAGGAGGAGAAGUUGCCGCAGCAGGAAGGCACUGGGGCUGCAGCCAGCGAGUGGCAGCGGGAGCAGGGCCGUUUCCUGGCCAUUAACUUGACCUGCAUGAGCAGUGCCUGCCCCAAGAGCCCCGAUGGCCUCUCGCCCAGCGCCCACCUAGCCGACGGCACGGCCGACCUCAUCCUGGUGCGCGAGUGCUCAGCCCUGGGCUUCCUGCGUCACCUGAGUCGGCACAUGGACCAUCGGGACCAGUUUGACCUGCCCUUUGUGAGUGUGCACCGGGUACGGGCCCUGCGCUUCACCCCCAAGCAGCUGGAGGACAGCGAGGAGGGGGAGCAGCCCAGCCGCAGGGGGUGGAAGGGGCUUCUAGGGGGGCUGUGCUGUGGGGAGCAGCCACUGAGCUCCUGGAGCUGCGACGGGGAGACCCUGCCCCACGCCAACAUCAGUGUCAGGGUGCACGGGCAGCUCAUCCACCUGUUUGCCCGGGGCAUCGAGCAAGGGAUGGGCCUGGUUUAG
This is a messenger RNA of Emys orbicularis (European pond turtle), 1569 nucleotides long. RefSeq names its product ceramide kinase-like. The record is from RefSeq and is a predicted model, not a curated record. Gene Ontology annotation, biological process: ceramide metabolic process; phosphorylation. Gene Ontology annotation, molecular function: ceramide kinase activity. The coding region runs from base 1 to 1569 and encodes 522 amino acids. Lineage: Eukaryota; Metazoa; Chordata; Testudines; Emydidae. The transcript is spliced from 13 exons.